This is a messenger RNA of Microthlaspi erraticum, 1335 nucleotides long. The record is from the annotation of a GenBank genome assembly. Lineage: Eukaryota; Viridiplantae; Streptophyta; Magnoliopsida; Brassicales; Brassicaceae.
AUGGCAAGUAGAUCAGGAAGUGCCAGCAAAUCAGGCAAUAGCAGAGGUCGGCUUAAUCGCAAAAGUAUAUCAGUUGAUGAAACAGAAGCAAACCCUGAAGGAAAUGAAGGUCGUUUUAAUCGCAAGGAUAAGUCAACUGCUGAAACGCCUACAAACCGCGAAGGAAAGUACAACUAUUGGAUUCCAAGAAAAACCGAAAUUUUGCUCAAACUCGUGAAUGCCGAGUUAGAAGCAAAGGACUAUGCAAUAAGGUUGCCAGACAAUCCCGGAAAGAGAAGAAUAGAAGAGAAGUACUAUGAAAUGACUGGUGAUAAAAUUGUUUUUUAUCCAGAGAUGAGUAAUAGGCUAGAUUAUAUGCGCCGGUUGCGAUAUCAUUACAAUCUCUUACUUGAGCGUACUGGUAUUCAUGUUAAUCCAAUGGGACAGAUAGAGAUGUCUCAAUCAUGGUGGGACGAUAGAAUUGCGGAAGCUGGAAAAAAUGGAAAAUUUGUAAAGGUGUUGCAGAGCAAACCUCUUCCUUUUAAAGAGCUACUCGAUCAGAUUUAUGGUGAACAUGAUUUGGAUCAAGAUGUACGUUUUUCUCCGUUCAUGCUCGGCGAGCAUAUCCAACAAACGCAAGUUGAGGAAGCUAGUGAUGAUGAAAUAGCAGUGGGAGAAACAGCAGAUGAUAAUGGAAUCCAAGUUGCUUUCGAACCGAUGAACCUUAGAGUGUCAGAUGAUGAAGUUCCCACUAGAGAGCAAGUACAAUGUUCCCCACCACAUGCAAAUAGGUCGAGCAUGUGUGUCCGAAGUGCACCUACUAAACGGACGAAUAGAAGAAGAGUCAAUUUCGAGACACAAAUCCAAAGUGGAUUCCAACGUAUGGAGGAGUCUCGCACCAGCUUGUUAGAUGUUUUUCGGUCACGACACCACCAGAAAGCAACUUUUGGUGAUGCUUUGGCUGUGUUAGAAACAUUAGAAAUUGAACCGAUGGGAAAGUUUUGGUGGGCUGCAAAUGGGUUGCUGAUGAACGACGAGGAUAUCCGUGACGGGUUUAUGAAGCUACGUAGUGAAGAGAAUAAAAUCCGGUAUUUAGAGAGGCUAAUUGGUGUUGAUAGAUUUGGUGAUCCAUGCCAAAUAAUCAACCUAAGAGAGACAAGCAACAUUCCAACUUCUUCUAUCGCGGUUUCUCAUUCCCAUAUGGCUGGAUUUAACACUAGUGCUUCCACAAGCUUUGGUCCAGGACUAGGAAUGUUUGAGACAACAUCUUCUGCAACUAGUUUUACGUCAUUGCUUGGGGUUCUCCCACCUAGUUCGAUAGGUUUAAGUUCUGGUUAUGGAUCUCAUUUAGCUUAG